AUGGAACAACCAGAAUCUAAUCCAACAUUUUGUACAAAUAAUUGUGGGUUUUAUGGUUCAUCACAAUUUGAAGGAAUGUGUUCCAAGUGUUAUCGUGACCACGUUAGUCGUUCAUACAAUGCCGGACGAACUAAUUCCUUUAACAGUUAUUAUUCAUCUUCGAACACUUCUGUGACUUCUCAAAAUCAUCAUCAAGAUGAAGCCAUAGAAGAUAAUGCUACUAGUUCAAUAGAAAAUGAUAACAGUGAUGAUCAUUUAGAACAUGAAACUGAUGCUAGUCAACUGCCUAAUGUUGCAUCAGCGUCGUCAAUAUCAGAUGAAACCGAGUCAACAACAAAGAAUGAUUCAUCCAUUACAGAAACAAACUCACUAAUAGCUUCUCCCGUCAGUGUAGAAAAUAAAAAAAAACGGAAUCGUUGCACAUGGGAAACUUGUAAUAAAAAACUUGGAUUAACAGGUUUUGAUUGUCGUUGUGGUGGUCAAUUUUGUUCGUUACAUCGUUAUGCCAAUGAACACCAUUGCACAUUUGAUUAUAAAGAACAUGGUCAAAAUGAAAUCAGAAAGAAUAUGCCUGUGAUGGCUGGAUUUGAUGAUGUUGGAGUGUUCUUUUCCGAUAAUUUCGGUGCUGAUAAUAAUAAUGAAUUUGAUAAUGAAACUGAUCUUAAUCGAGCAUCGAUUAAAAAGAAAUUUAAAAUGUUUAUACGAGAAUUUCAUAUAAAUAAUCUUUUCAUUUAUCGGGAAAUGUUACGACGAAAUUAUAAUAGUCGAAGAUAUUGGAUUGAUAUUGAAAUCAGACAUUUAAGUGAUUAUGACGAUAAUCUUUGUGAUCAUCUUAAAAAGCAGCCAUCGGAACUUUUACCAUUAUUUGAAGAAGCAGCCAAGGAAGUUGCUGAUGAAAUAACUCGCCCACGUCCUGAUGACGAUGUUGACAUGCAUGAUAUACAAAUAAUGUUAAUGAAUGAUGCGCAUCCACUUCAUCUUCGACAUCUAAAAUCGGAAUAUGUAUCAAAAUUAGUGAAGACUGUUGGUAUUGUUAUUGCAGCAAGUAGUGUACGAACAAAAGCUUCACAUAUCGCUGUACAAUGUCGGUCAUGUCGCAACAUUAUUUCAAAUAUUAAAGUUAAACCUGGCUUAGAAGGUUAUGCAAUGCCAAGAAAAUGCACUAGCGUAACUCAACCAGGUCAACCACCAUGCCCACUCGAUCCUUAUUUCGUUAUGCCCGAUAAGUGUCAAUGUAUUGAUUUUCAAAUUCUGAAAUUACAAGAAGCACCGGAAUUUGUACCACAUGGUGAAAUGCCAAAACAUAUUCAACUCUAUUGUGAUCGACAUCUUGUUGAUCGGGCAAUGCCGGGAAAUAAAAUAACACUCGUUGGUAUUUAUUGUAUUAAACGAAAUGUUGCUAUGAAUAAGAUGAGAGGAAAAGAAAAAUCUACUAUUGGUACACGCCAACCAUAUGUUCGUGUUCUUGGUAUUCGUAUUGAUACAGAUGGUGCCGGACGAUCAUCGGCUCAAACACUAUCAACUUCUGAAGAAGAAGAAUUUGUUCGGUUCGCUCAAACACCUGAUGUUUAUGACACAAUCGCAAAUAGCAUUGCGCCAUCCAUUUAUGGUGCCACAGAUAUAAAAAAAGCUGUUGCUUGUUUAUUAUUUGGUGGUGCUAGAAAACGUUUACCCGAUGGGUUAUUUCGUCGUGGUGAUGUUAACGUUCUGCUUGUCGGUGAUCCCGGUACAGCUAAAUCUCAAUUAUUGAAAUUUGCAGAAAAGGUUUCACCAAUUGGUGUUUAUACAAGUGGUAAAGGUAGUAGUGCAGCUGGUCUUACGGCAAGUGUAAUACGUGAUCCAAGUUCAAAGAAUUUUGUUAUCGAAGGUGGUGCAAUGGUAUUGGCUGAUGGUGGUGUUGUCUGUAUCGAUGAAUUUGAUAAAAUGCGUGAAGAUGAUCGUGUUGCUAUUCACGAAGCUAUGGAACAACAAACAAUAUCAAUUGCGAAAGCCGGUAUAACGACAACAUUAAAUUCUCGAUGUAGCAUUUUGGCAGCAGCUAACUCAAUCUAUGGCCGAUGGGACGACUUGAAAGGCGAUGACAAUUUAGAUUUUAUGCCUACUAUUUUGUCACGUUUUGAUAUGAUUUUUAUUAUUAAAGAUGAACAUGAUGAGAAACGAGAUACGACUUUAGCUAAACAUGUUAUGAGAAUUCAUAUGAAUAUAUUGAAUACAGAUGAUAAUGGUUCUGAUUUAAGUAUUCAAAAAUUAAAGAAAUAUAUUGCUUAUUGUCGAAGUAAAUGUGGACCACGUUUAUCGGAAAGUGCUUCGGAAAAAUUACGAAAUCAGUAUGUUGUUAUGCGUAAUGGUACGAGUAUUUAUGAACGUGAAGUUGGAAAGAAAACGGCUAUUCCAAUUACUGUUCGACAACUUGAAGCAUUAGUUCGUAUUUCUGAAAGUUUGGCUAAAAUGCGUUUAGCACCAUUUGCUAAUGAAACCGAUGUUGAUGAAGCACUUCGAUUAUUUCAUGUUUCAACGCUCUCAUCAGCUGGCUCAGGAAAUUUAGCUGGCAUCGAAGGUUUUACAACUCGUGAAGAUCAAGAAGAAAUUUCUCGUAUUGAAAAACAAGUUCGCCGUCGAUUUGUAGUUGGUUCACAAGUAUCCGAACAUGCUAUUGUUCAAGAUUUUAUUCGCCAAAAUUAUCCUGAACGUGCAAUAUAUAAAGUUCUCCAUGCAAUGGUACGCCGCGGUGAUAUUCAAUAUCGCAUGCAACCGACUGAAAACGAUGCUCAAUGUACAGGUAUCAUCAAAAACAGCAUAACUUUGGUGAAACUAUCCAAUAAACCUCCAUUCCCCUAUACACGUUAUGACGAAAUAUUCACGGCAACUGAAUAUAGUACAACUCUCAUGUUUGUUAUUAGACAGGAUCCAAGUUUUUGGUCUAUCGAUGAUGUUUCAGUAAUUGACACGAGCAAUAACCAACAGCUUAUCAACAACGGUGGUUUUGAAUCGGGAAGCUUUGAAAACUGGACUUUUUGUAACCCAAAUGGCGCAACAUGUUCUGGUGUGAUUAAAGUUGGGUGUGCAAAGAGUGGGCAAUACUGCUAUUAUGACGGAGCGGUUGGAUCCAUGGAUUAUUUAAGUCAAAAUUUUUUGACUACACGUGGAAGAACAUAUCAGGUGACAUUUUGGCUGCGGAAUCAUGGCUCCACACCGAAUAGUGUAGACAUCCUUGUUGGUCUGUAUCUAAAAUGUUGUGUGUAA
Molecule: messenger RNA, 3243 nt
Organism: Rotaria socialis
Lineage: Eukaryota; Metazoa; Rotifera; Eurotatoria; Philodinida; Philodinidae
Source: the annotation of a GenBank genome assembly